Prorocentrum cordatum is the source of this 939-nucleotide messenger RNA. The record is from the annotation of a GenBank genome assembly. NCBI's taxonomy places the organism in Eukaryota, Dinophyceae, Prorocentrales, Prorocentraceae.
AUGUGUCGCCACGGGCCCAUGCUGGUUGGCCAUGCGGGCACUGAGGCUCGAAUCACCCAGCCGUUCUGGGCCGUGCGCUAUCCACGGCGGCACUCUUCGUUUCACACCGUUCUUCGGCUGCCGAUCGUAACUUUGGGCCGGACGCCGGCCUGGACCCAGAGCGGAACCACGACUUCGCCAUCGUCGCGGACUUCGAUUCGGAGGCGGCGUACAAGAUUUACCAUCCCACCCCGCGCAUCAGAAGCUCAUCCAGGAGCUGAUCAAGCCCGUCCUGGCCCCCGGGGGGCGAGCCGCUGUGCAGUUCCAUCUCGGCACGGCCCCGCGCCUGGUGCGACGGCCGGGGCGCUCGAGGCACUGAAGCCGUUCAGGGCCAAGCUUGCUACGGGCCAGGCCGUGUUCGCGGACACCCUGGCGCUCGCUUCGGAGCACUUUGAGUAUACCCCCAGGCGUUUCUACAACGGCGGCACGGACAACGCCGCCGGCACCAACGAGGGGAGCUGCAAGGCGUUCUCCCUCGGGAGGCUCCUCGGCCUCGGCAAGGAGGAGAUGCUGCUGAGUUUCGGGGAGCACUACCGGCAAGUUUGCGGCGACCCUGACGGCGCCUCGCACGGGGCCCCGGACGUCCGCUCCUUCAUGCGGCACGGCUGGGACGGGGUGCACUUUCCGGACGGCCUCGGCCUGGCCUUCGCGGGCGAGGCUCGGGGGGGCGCCGCCUUUUUGCCAUCUUUGCCACGGGCGUGCCCCGCGAUGCCAGGCUGGGCCGGCCCCGGGGGGCCCGGGAUCGGCGCACGUGCCCCUCGGGACGAUCGACAUGGGUUCGGGAAGCAUGGGUACAGAGAUGGGCCCAUGUUCCACCGCCACGAGAACGAGAACGAGGGCGAGGACGAGGGCGAGGAGGACCUCUUCGUCGUGACUUCUCCCCCGUUCCACGUCUGGUAG